CGAACGAAGACAAGUGAGAAAGAUGAGUGUUUGGCUUUGCUUCUUUGUGCUCCUCUCAUGGUUUCCUCUAAUUUCGGGCUCGCCGGGUCGAGACCACGGCGCGCUUGUUCGGCUUAAGGCCGCCAUGGUAGGGCCUGGUGGGAAGGGCCUUCGUGAUUGGAACGAGGCAGACGGGAAUACAUGCAGUUUCUCCGGCGUCACGUGCGAUCGAGACUCUCGUGUGGUCGCGCUUAAUAUCACCUUCUGUCCGCUAAAUGGCACGCUCUCGCCGGAGAUUUCUUUCCUAGACCGCCUUGUUAAUCUCACAAUCUCUGGCGCUGGAAUCCAUGGUGGCCUUCCACCGGAGAUAGCCGGCUUGAAGUCGCUCCGACUGCUUAACAUUUCCAACAACUUUUUCACCGGUGAAUUCCCGGAUAUCGCCGGCGGGAUGAUGGCGCUCGAAGUGCUCGACGCGUAUAACAACAAUUUCUCAGGUCCGCUUCCGCUCGACGUCGCUGGUCUACCUCAUCUACGAUAUCUGCAUCUCGGAGGUAACUACUUCACCGGCGCGAUUCCAGACGCUUAUUCGGACAUUCAGAAUUUGGAGUAUUUGGGUCUAAACGGAAAUGGACUAUCCGGCCGGAUUCCGUCGAGCCUUAGUAAGCUGUCCAAGCUCCAGCAGAUGUAUAUCGGGUAUUUCAAUCUUUACGAGGGAGGAAUUCCGCCGGAGUUUGGAUUGCUUACGUCAUUAAUUCGCCUCGAUAUAGGCAAUUGUAACAUUUCCGGCACAAUUCCGGCGACGAUUGGCCAGCUCAAGCUACUCGACUCGCUGUUCCUCCAGCUAAACCGUCUCUCCGGGCCAAUUCCGCCGGAGCUCGGUGGGCUUGAGAAUCUCGAGUCUCUUGAUCUCUCAGUGAAUGAUCUGACUGGUGAAAUUCCAGAAAGCUUCGCAGCGCUGAAGAAACUGAUGCUGUUCAACUUGUUUCGAAACCACUUCCAUGGCCGUAUCCCACCGUUCGUCGGAGAGUUUCCGAACCUUGAGGUGCUUCAGCUUUGGGAAAAUAACUUCACAUUCGAGCUGCCAGAGAAUCUCGGCCGGAACGGCCGGCUUCUUAAACUCGACGUUGCUACAAAUCGGCUGACAGGGACGAUACCGCCGGAUCUCUGUUUCGGCGGGAGGCUCCAAAUUUUGGUUUUAAUGGAAAAUGGAUUCUUCGACAAGAUCCCCGAGAAGCUUGGCAGAUGCAAAUCCCUAACUCGCGUUCGACUUGCGAAGAACUACUUCGACGGAAAGAUACCCGCCGGUCUCUUCGACCUCCCCUCCGCCGACAUGCUCGAACUAAGUGACAACUACCUUUCCGGUGAACUCCCACCUGUGAUUAAAGGGGAAAAACUUGGGAUGCUCCUUCUCUCUAACAACUGGAUCUCCGGCUCAAUACCUCCGUCUAUCGGAAAUCUCCCGGGCCUCCAAACCCUCUCCAUCGAAUCAAAUCGGAUAUCCGGUCAUAUCCCGCCAGAAAUGGGAAAUCUCUCCCAACUCUCUAAGCUCAAUCUAAGCGGUAACAACCUGGUCGGUGAAAUUCCUCAAGAACUCACUCAAUGCACAUCGCUGGUUUCUCUCGAUCUCAGCCGCAACAGGCUUACCGGCGAGAUCCCGACGCAAAUGUCGAAGCUAAAAAUCCUCAACACGCUCAAUCUCUCGCGAAACAAUCUCGCCGGCGCAAUUCCACCAGACAUUCAGCGCAUGCAGAGCCUCACGAUAAUGGAUCUAUCGUUUAACGACCUCUCCGGCCCGAUCCCCGCCCAAGGCCAAUUUCUCGUGUUCAAUACCAGCUGGUUUGCUGGAAACCCCGAUCUUUGCGGCGUCGGUCUCCAUCUCCCCUGUUCCCCCUCUCCUCGCUUCUCCCCUGAUUCCUCCACCAACACCUCUCGAUCAAAGAAAAUCAUACUAACGAUUCUUCUAUCCGUUUUCGUCGUUCUCUUGGCAGCAGGUGGCGCGAAGGCCUGGUCAGCAUGGCGCAGCCGUCGCCGGCCGGACGCAUGGCGAAUGACUACAUUCCAACGUCUCAAGUUCACGGCGGAGGACGUUGUCGAAUGCCUGAAAGACGACAACGUCAUUGGAAAAGGCGGCGCGGGAAUCGUAUACCGGGGCACGAUGGCCGGCGGUACCGAAGUGGCAAUCAAACGUCUCGUCGGCUGCAGUGGCGGCGGCGCCGUCGGCGAACAAUACGAUCGUGGCUUCACGGCAGAGAUCACCACUCUCGGCAAAAUCCGGCACCGACAUAUCGUCCGGCUUCUUGGCUUCGUUUCGAACCGCGAUACCAAUCUUUUGCUUUACGAGUACAUGCCUAAUGGCAGCCUUGGCGAGAUGCUUCAUGGCGGGAAGGGAUCCCAUCUUGGCUGGGAUGCUCGGUGGCGAAUCGCCGGAGAGGCGGCGAAGGGUCUCUGUUAUCUCCACCAUGAUUGUUCUCCUCUGAUUAUUCACCGCGAUGUGAAAUCAAACAAUAUACUUCUUGAUUCUAACUUUGAGGCCCACGUUGCUGAUUUUGGCCUUGCCAAGUUUCAUCGUGAUUCCAGUGCUUCUGAGUGCAUGUCCUCCAUUGCCGGAUCUUAUGGUUACAUCGCCCCAGAGUACGCUUACACGCUGAGAGUGGACGAGAAGAGUGACGUGUACAGCUUCGGAGUGGUCCUCUUGGAACUAAUAACCGGCAGAAGGCCGGUGGGCGGGUUUGGUGACGGAGUUGACAUUGUCCGGUGGGUCAAAAAGACGGUGGCAGAGGCCGGAGAUGAUAAGGAGGCGGCGAUGGUGGUGACGGACAGGCGGAUAUCGCCGGCGCCGGUGGAGAAGAUUUCAAAGUUGUAUGGAGUGGCGAUGAUGUGCGUGGAGGAGACGAGCGAGGCCCGGCCGACGAUGAGGGAGGUGGUUAAAAUGCUGUCAGAGCCGGGGGAGGCAGCGUCGUUUGCGGCGGCGAAGUUUGCCGGGAAGAUAACGGAGCUCUGACGGAAGCGCUUGGUGGCUCUGUAAAUUAUAUAUUUUUAGAAUAUAUGCCUGAAAGUGUGCUUUGCAGGUUAUUUUGUGAAGGAUUGGUGAACUGGACUGGAUUUUAAUACCCGUUUGAAUACUUACUGUAGGGAUAUAUUGCUGUCUUUGUUUAUAGUUUGUAAAAAUUUUUUGGAAGUAUAUAUUUUGAUGAAA
Molecule: messenger RNA, 3175 nt
Organism: Dendrobium catenatum
Lineage: Eukaryota; Viridiplantae; Streptophyta; Magnoliopsida; Asparagales; Orchidaceae
Product: leucine-rich repeat receptor-like kinase protein FLORAL ORGAN NUMBER1
Exons: 2
Coding region: 23-2980 (985 amino acids)
Biological process (GO): protein phosphorylation
Molecular function (GO): protein kinase activity; ATP binding; receptor serine/threonine kinase binding
Source: RefSeq, a predicted model, not a curated record